Messenger RNA from Chelmon rostratus (copperband butterflyfish), 2655 nucleotides. RefSeq names its product doublesex and mab-3 related transcription factor 2a (gene dmrt2a). Gene Ontology annotation, biological process: regulation of transcription by RNA polymerase II; sex differentiation. Gene Ontology annotation, cellular component: nucleus. Gene Ontology annotation, molecular function: DNA-binding transcription factor activity, RNA polymerase II-specific; RNA polymerase II cis-regulatory region sequence-specific DNA binding. NCBI's taxonomy places the organism in Eukaryota, Metazoa, Chordata, Actinopteri, Chaetodontiformes, Chaetodontidae. The record is from RefSeq and is a predicted model, not a curated record. The transcript has 4 exons. The coding region runs from base 253 to 1830 and encodes 525 amino acids.
GCGCAGGCUGAAGCGGUUCAUAGGAGUGUCGCUGCGCGUGUCUGCCUCAGAGGAAAGUGGGAUGCGUUCAGGGUGUCACGGUCAUUCAUCCACUCAAUUAACAGCUAAUUACAAGCCUGCUCGGGAGUCUGGUGUGUGUGUGUGUAUGUAUGUGUGAUUCAUCACGACGUGGCCUCACUGCUGUAAAACCACGGACCAGACCGCUGGAUCAACCUCUGGAGACACAAACCGGGUGAGAAGCCUCGGGCGGACAUGUCGGAAAACGCCGGCUGCGAGUUUGAAAUCGACGUGGAGGGCCUGGAGACGGAGAGCGACGACCCGGCGGACUCCUCCAGCCGCCCCGGCUCGGCGCCGCUCGGCCACGCCGCCUCCGAGGACGACGGAGACGGCGGCAAGGGCGACGACAAGCCGGGCCCCAGCGGCCUGUGUCCGGGGGACCAGAGGAAGCUGAGCCGCACGCCGAAGUGCGCCCGCUGCCGCAACCACGGCGUCGUGUCCUGCCUGAAGGGACACAAGCGCUUCUGCCGCUGGAGGGACUGCCAGUGCGCCAACUGCCUGCUGGUGGUGGAGAGACAGCGGGUGAUGGCGGCGCAGGUGGCCCUGAGGAGGCAGCAAGCUACGGAGGAUAAAAAAGGGAUGUCUGGGAAACAAAUUCCAGCAGAGAGGAGGACGAUAUAUCAGCGACAUAUUCGACCGUCCACCAUGCUCGCCAAAAGCAUCCUCGAAGGAUACCGUCCGGUGCAGUCUGAUCCAUUCCUGGCGGCCAACCCGUCUCUGCCUCCGCCGCUGAGCGAUCGCAUGAGGAAGAGAAGGGCCUUCGCCGACAAGGAGCUGGAAACCAUCAUGCUGGAGCGGGAGUACAAAGAGCGAGAGCUGCUGGAGAACAGCCAGGCGGCCACGGCUUCGCUCCUCUUCCCGAACAACAUGGUCCACCAAGCCGCAGAGUACAACUACAAGACGGCCUACUCGCCGGCAGCUCAGGUUGAGCCGCAGCCCAAAGAGCUAUGCAACUUCCUGGGCCCCAACUGCCUGGAUCUGUCCAUGCAGUACCCCGCCGGCUCAGCCAACGUCGAGCUCAUCUCCUCCAACGUCAGCGUGGCCACCACCUACUGCCACUACCCGCUGCAGCCGUCGCGAGGCGGCUUCAUGAUGUGGCCCCGUGGUGCGGCCAACCUAGGCGACGCCCUGCUCUACCAGCAGUGCCUGUUCAAUGCCACGGCGAUGCAGAACAUGAAGCCGGGUGCCGUGUGGGAGCCCAAGGUGAUGCCCGCCGAGAGCCAGCCGCCGGAGCAGGAGGCUGCGGCCGUGCUUGCUGCUAAACAGGAAGGAUCCCGAGCCGCGGCGCUGCAGGACUCAUCAGACCCUCAGCGGGCUCAUCCCAAACCUCCCGGUGUCACCCAGGGGGGGCAGAGGGAGUGCUCAGCCUUCUCUCCACCCAAGAGGGGAUUUGGACAAUCCUUCCCCAACAACUCUCAUUCCCAAAACUCCAGCCAAGUCCUGAACAAGCUGAGCAAGGACAGCGCGAAGCUUUCCAUGAAACUCAACUCCUUUCACUCCCUAAUCCAGAACUCACUGAGCGAAAAACACAGCGGCGGGGCCGGGCCGGAGCUCAGGGCGCCAUACUGCAAAGAGCUCUUAGAGGAGGCCGCCCGCAAGUUCAGGGAGGGCUCUGCCAAGGACGUUCAGGCCGUUAAAAUCACCGACAGGUACGCCAAAGACUUUCUGUCCAAGCCUGUGGGGACCAAGAUGGCGUCCAGUGAGUCUUUGUCCUUCUCUGUGGAAGCCAUACUGAAGAAACCCACACCUGCGAUGAGUCGAGCAUUCCACUGAUUUCCAUUAAUGUCUUUUCUUGCACUACACACGUCAGAUUUGUCUCAGUUAGAGGGCAUCUCGAGUUGUGGUUUUGGGGUCAAACUAAAUCUUAAACACACAGGCACUGCAUCAGAAAUUAGACCAGUUAGAAAUUCUUUUUUUUUUUUCUCAAUGUAAUAUUUAUGUACAGUAUAUUAUAUUUUACAUGUGCAUGUUUAAUAACUUUAUUCUGUAGAGUAUUUAAACAUUAUCCCAAUGUUUUCCUCAUGUUAAUAAACUUUAUAAGACUGAACUCUUUCCAUAAAAAGUCUUGCAUUUCAUUUUAUGAUGAAGUUAUGACGCGUUAAACUGCGAACGCGUCAGAAGUUAGUCUGCACCCACCAAUACAUCACUGUGGUUUUUACAUCCACACUCAGCAAAAUAGACUGAUGGGAGAAAUCAUUUUAGAUGAGGCUUAUCUUACAUGUAAAAAUAUUAGCAGAUAGAAAACAGGUUUUAGUUUAUUAACUUUAUUUCACAUAAACCGAGCAUAAUUUGCAGACAGGAUCUCAUUUUUUAAAAAUUUAUUAUUUGACACCUUUUGUGAAAGGCAAUAUUUACUAAAGUGCAGAUGUUCAGCUCGCAGCGUGUAGGAAAGAAAUCCUACAACUGUACUUUAUUGAAAAAAAAAGAACAUAAAAUACAGGUUGAAUGUUUGGUGUUGACGUUCCAUACUUAAUUUAGAUUGUGUGCAAAUCUUUGGGACAUGAAAUUUAGUCACAAUAUCUUCUGAAGACAAAUUUGGCAGCAAACAUUUAACUUUCUGUAAACUAAGCCUCGCUAAGAGUCAUUCAAGGAUAUAAG